UUUCGUCUAGACUACAUCGCUAUACUGUCAUUAAUUGCAAGUGAAUUGAGAUUUACCGAGGGUCAGUUAUUAAGCGGAAGCGAGAAUAAUGAGACGACUAUACCUUUGAUUGGUUUCGUCAUACUUGCAAUACAGCUAGAUGAAUAACCCCCACUUUCAGGUGAAUGACUUCAAAUUGGCAAUUUUGACUAGCCCAGGGCCAUAUAGUCUUGAAGGUUCUCAACCAGCUUCCGAAAGGCUUCUGGAAACAACCAUCUUUGACAACUCAAAAUAACUACCUCAUACUACCAAACCACAAACAUGGCAACCUCAGCUCCCCCUCGGAAAAUCCUUUUCCUAACAAAUAGCGAGUAUGGCCAAAGUAACGUGGUAUUCGCAACCGCCUAUGAACUUAUCCUCAAUAACGUAGAAGUUCACAUCGCUUCCUUUGAAGCCCCCGCUAUUGCGAAAAAAGUUUCUGAUAUCAUCGAUUAUGGAAACUUCCGUUCUCCCAUUCGAACCCGCGUCGAUGAAUUGAAUGCUGGUGAUUAUGGCCCAAUCCCACGUGGUAGUAUCAAAGCAGUUUUUCAUCCGAUAGAUAGUCCGGGAAUGGUGGAGAAACUCGCGUUAGUGGCACCGGAUCAGGAAGCUAUGCGUCAUGGGGUCGGAUUUCGAGAGGCGUGGAGAAUCUAUGCGAAGAUUCCGAGUGUUUUAUCUUCUUACACUCCUGAUGAGUAUGUAAAGGGAGUUCAUUCUUCUGUUGAAAUUGUUGAGCAGGUUAAUCCGGAUGGGAUUGUGGUGGAAAAACUUUGUGCGCAGGGUUUUGAUGCUUGUGCUAUUUUGGGAAAGAAAACUUUGAGUAUUACGCCGAAUAGUUUUAAAGAUACUUUAGCUCAAGCUCAACCGAAUGGGUUUGCACUAUGGGGUAUAGCUGCUGAUUGUUCUGGCUACAACUUUCCACUUCCAUGGUAUCUAAUUCCAUUGAACAUAAUCCUCAUGAUUCGUCUCAUUAUCAUUGUCGUCACAUCUCCAAAUAUCAAAGCUAUCGAAGCUGGACGCAAAAAGGCAAACAUCCCCGGCCAAUAUCCAUUCUUUGUUCCAUACUCGAAAGAUGUUCAUUAUUUGCUUCCUACAGGACGAGAAUUUGAUCUCAAACUCCCACACAUUCCCGAGAAUGUAACGACCUGUGGACCCCUCACCAUACCCUCCUAUUCACUCUCUCAAACCGAUCCAGAACUCUUAGAGUGGUUAGAGAAAAAACCUACCAUCCUUAUCAAUCUCGGAUCACACGUUUACGGAAGCAAAGAAUUCAACCGCAACAUUGCCACCGGGAUCCGUAUUCUCCUCUCUAGAGACCCCUCCAUCCAAGUCCUCUGGAAGCUCAAGCCCACAACACCAGGACCCGAUCCCGUCAUUGCCGAAAUUCUUGCACCAAUUGUCUCGCAAGUAAAGCUGGUACCCUGGCUCAAAGCAGAACCAAUAUCUAUCCUUCGCUCAGGUCACAUCAUCGCGUCUGUUCAUCACGGCGGCGCAAAUUCAUAUUACGAGAGUGUUGAGACUGGAACUCCGCAAUUGCUAUUACCGUGUUGGUUUGAUACUUAUGAUUACACGGAGAAAGUGGAGUUUUUCGGUAUUGGUGUUUGGGGAAGUAAGGGCUGCGCACCUGGUGUUGAGGGAGAGGAAUUGGGAAAUGCCUUGAUUAAGGUUACGGAGGAUAAAUCUAUUAAACAGAAAGCAAAGGAAAUGGGAGAGUUGGUUAGUAAAAAGUAUGGCGGUCGAAGAGAUGCUGCGAGGAAGAUAUUGGAGUUAGUUGAGGGGGAAUUUGGUUUAAAGACGAAGUUGUGAUAUUUGGUGGGAAAUCAAUUCGAGGGGUUUGGAGAUUGGAAAGGAUAGAUGGAGGGAAGGGAACGAAGAUUUGAAUCGGAGAAUUUGUAGCUGCCAUGUUUGUGUUCGCGACGAAUGCUAUAAAUGGUACUUAUUACUAGAUGAUCCUCCACAUGAAAGCGGGUUCCUGAAGAGAUAUUUUGGAUUUUGGAUUUGAUUGUAAAAUAUUUAGGAUACCUUUGAAAGGAGAAAUUUGCAGAAAUACUCAUAUCCUUUCAUUCUACAAGCAAUGUACUUCUCUCUAUCCAUCGUUGCAGUGCAAGCCGCCACAGCCCAUCAAAAGUGUACAUCGUAUUCCCCGACCGUUAACCUCAUCAUACGAUGUCACCUCGUACAACACAAUACACAUCG
Messenger RNA from Botrytis byssoidea, 2214 nucleotides. RefSeq lists its product as uncharacterized. Lineage: Eukaryota; Fungi; Ascomycota; Leotiomycetes; Helotiales; Sclerotiniaceae. The transcript is spliced from 2 exons. The coding region runs from base 301 to 1824 and encodes 507 amino acids. The record is from RefSeq and is a predicted model, not a curated record.